UUGCUAAGCAACUUAUGCUUUUGACUUUACGUUGCUCUUGAAAGGUUUAAGUUGCGCAUAGACCCGCAUCCGAAAAUGGCAUUAUCUUGAUUCCUCUUGACGGCGCCAUGUUCUCGCUGUUCUGGGGGCUGUGGAACUAUUUAUUCAGCAAAGCGGAGCUGCACCUGCUCAUCGUAGGACUCGACGAUGCAGGCAAAACGACGCUAUUGGAACAGCUUAAAGGCAUUUUCGGCAAGAAGCCAGGCAUUCCGCUGGACAAGAUCCCGCCCACAGUGGGUCUUAACAUCGCUAGAGUUGAUAUCCGACGGUCGAGGGUCAUUUUCUGGGACCUUGGAGGACAGGAGCGACUUCGUGCGAUCUGGAACAAAUAUUACAGCGAGAGUCAUGGCAUCGUAUUCGUGAUCGACUCGGCCAAUGAGGGACGGUUUCGGGAAGCCAAGGAGACAUUGCACGCAAUGCUGUCGAAUUCGGAGCUGUCGGGGGUGCCGUUGCUAGUGCUUGCCAACAAGAUGGACUUGGAUAACGCACGAACUGUGAACCACAUUUCUGGCAUGUUGGACUUGGAAGGACAUCAAGGCGCGGUUGCAAGCUACCCCAUCUGUGCAUUGACAAGGUCAGUUCAGCUGUAUCAAGCCGCUUUAGACUUUUACUGUCUUUGACGUGGUUACUAUCGAUGCAGCGAGGGCAUCGAAGGCGCGAUGAAUUGGCUGGUGGACGCUGUAAAAGCCAGCGAUCGAUAUUACGAGAAGGCAGCCGCUGGCAGCACGUGAGUUAGUGUACACAGCAUUAUAGAUGUAGUGCCGCUGACAUGCUCUCAGCAGCACACAAGCUUCAAUUAGGACAGCGGGCCCAUGCUCAUUUCUCAUCAAAUACAGAUAUUCCGCCCACCGCACGCUUGGCAUCGUA
This is a messenger RNA of Phytophthora nicotianae INRA-310, 906 nucleotides long. RefSeq lists its product as hypothetical. Gene Ontology annotation, cellular component: Golgi apparatus. The record is from RefSeq and is a predicted model, not a curated record. Lineage: Eukaryota; Oomycota; Peronosporomycetes; Peronosporales; Peronosporaceae. Gene Ontology annotation, molecular function: GTPase activity; GTP binding. The transcript has 5 exons. Bases 108 to 659 code for a protein of 183 amino acids. Gene Ontology annotation, biological process: intracellular protein transport; Golgi to plasma membrane protein transport; protein localization to organelle.